AUGACAAAAAUUUCCAUGAUCCGGUGGGCCAUCCUGGGCUUUGAAAGUAAACAGAGGCUGUCUUACUGGUCGUAUCGAUAUUCCACCCUCCCGCAACGCUCAUUUCGCUACCAACGGCAGCUGCAACGCGUCAGCAACACUUUCGACAAAAGAGGCGUCGUGUUGGAUCGAUCUGAGCCGGUUUGUGAUGGAAAGGUCGGAGCGCUUGAGCUCUCCGAGAACGUGUCAUUACCGACACCCCCAGAGCGAGAAAGACUGCUCAUGGCUGAGAAGCUUUUGUCCUACCUUUCAGCCAUCACACUUGAGGGGCAGAUCACGCCAACAGGCUCGUCCAUGUCCAUUUUCCCCUUGUCACCUCGCUUCUCACGCAUCCUGUUGGUUGGACACCUUCACGGCUGCCUGCCAUAUACCAUUGCUCUGGUUGCCGCCCUGUCUGCUGGUGAGAUUUUCAUCAACGAACACCAAGCCAUUCCAGCAUUAGAGGAGAGCACCGAAGACUUCCGUACCAAUGAAGAGGUGGUCGCCGAGGAAAAGCGAGCGAGAGUUCGUCAAGCAUAUAAUGCUGUCCACAAGAACUUUUGCUACCUCGACGACAAGAGUGACGCCAUCAAGCUGCUCCAGGUCGUAGGAGAGUUUGCCCAUGAGCCCACAGAAGCCUGGUGCGAAAGCCACUUUGUGCGGUUCAAGAUCCUAAAGGAAAUUCGGCAGCUGCAAUUCCAGAUCGCGGAUCUCCUGAGGACCAACAUUCCACAACACGCCAAUUUCAAGCUUGAGGAGAAACUGGACCCUCCUUCUGCUACACAGGUCCAAGCUCUCAAGCAGAUGAUUGCCGCAGGCUUCAUUGAUCAAGUCGCCAUCAGGGCUGACAAGGCUCCCAACCCGCCUGAGACGUACAGGAAACCACGUCGUGCGAUCGAUGUUCCAUACAUCCCUCUCAUCCCGCUUGAGGGUGAUCAAAAGGUUGAGGAUCCUCUUGACAGGCUGGUAUACAUACAUCCAACUUCCCCUCUUGCUCAUCUCAGCACCGCCGAAUGCCCCGAGUACAUCUGCUAUGCCUACCUCCAGAAGGCUGGCAACACAGGCGCAGACGGUGAGAAGAAGGUCAAGACGAGGAUGCAUGCUUUGACGGACUUGACAGCAGGCCAGAUCGCUUCUCUAGCCAAGGGUACGCCACUUCUCACGUAUGGCAAGCCCAUCAAAGAGGUCAAGGGCUCUGAAAGUGCCGAUGGCAAGACGAAGGAGGUCUGGGUGAUCCCAUAUCUUCGGGCUGAGGGCGGCGCUGGAGGGCUGGGAUGGCCAUUGCCAGCAAGAAGAGUGACACAACGCAAGGUUCCUGGGAAGGGUUGGAUUGUUGAGUAA
Molecule: messenger RNA, 1359 nt
Organism: Podospora anserina S mat+
Lineage: Eukaryota; Fungi; Ascomycota; Sordariomycetes; Sordariales; Podosporaceae
Exons: 1
Coding region: 1-1359 (452 amino acids)
Biological process (GO): maturation of SSU-rRNA from tricistronic rRNA transcript (SSU-rRNA, 5.8S rRNA, LSU-rRNA)
Cellular component (GO): intracellular anatomical structure; nucleolus
Molecular function (GO): RNA binding
Source: RefSeq, a predicted model, not a curated record